Messenger RNA from Hydra vulgaris (swiftwater hydra), 708 nucleotides. The record is from RefSeq and is a predicted model, not a curated record. NCBI's taxonomy places the organism in Eukaryota, Metazoa, Cnidaria, Hydrozoa, Anthoathecata, Hydridae.
AUUUUGUUUACAAUUAAGUUAAUUAUUAAGUUGAAUCUAGAAGACGAAGGAAUUAGUACAUAUAGAAGAUGAAAUAUCUCAACUAUUUAGCGAUAGUGAAAACAAUAACGAUGAAUGCAAUUUUGAAGGUUUCUAAGUAAAGAAGAGCCAGACGACUACAAUAAUGAACUAAUAGUACAUGCAAAAAAUAUGGCGCCUCUAAUGGUAGGUUUAAUUACGGAUGGCGCUAAUGUUUUAACUGGACAGAGACUUAGUGUUCAGCAACAGCUAAAAAGUAGGUGCAACAAUUUUCUCACUUACACACAUUGUUUGUCGCACCGAUUGCAGCUGGCACUAAAAGAUGCAGCCAGCACUUCUAUGGAACUCCAAAUUCUGCAGCUAUUUAGUGAGCAACUCUUCAUUUUUCAUCGAAAUUCUACUGUUAUAUCAGCGGUUUAUUGUAACGCAUGCAAAGUUUAUGGUGUAAAAGGCCAAAUGCAGUGUCAUACGAGUUAAUGGUACCAGAUAAGUUGCGCAUAUUCAUAGUUAUACCACUAUCCGCUUGGAAAGCGACUACAGCGCAACACAGAAAUCAAAGGCUAAGUUCUUUGCAAAGAAAUUGGUUGAUCAGCACUUAAUGUCGACAGCGAUCUAUAUUCUUGAUGUGCAUAGAGCAAUGACAAUUUUUUCAGAGGCAUUAGUAAGGUUUUUUCAAAGUAUUAAUUCACC